This is a messenger RNA of Zophobas morio, 2714 nucleotides long. It is a transcript of the gene Dfd, whose product is annotated as homeobox protein Hox-C4a-like. Lineage: Eukaryota; Metazoa; Arthropoda; Insecta; Coleoptera; Tenebrionidae. Gene Ontology annotation, molecular function: RNA polymerase II cis-regulatory region sequence-specific DNA binding; DNA-binding transcription factor activity, RNA polymerase II-specific. Bases 440 to 1780 code for a protein of 446 amino acids. Gene Ontology annotation, biological process: positive regulation of transcription by RNA polymerase II; anterior/posterior pattern specification. Gene Ontology annotation, cellular component: nucleoplasm; nucleus. The record is from RefSeq and is a predicted model, not a curated record. The transcript is spliced from 3 exons.
GGUCGUGCCCGCUGGAACACCCGGUAUGAAAAAAAGAAGAACAAUUUUUGAACGCAGUGACAAUAAUCAGUGAGAGACGUUCGUCGAAUGUGAAAAAAAAGUUUCAUUGUAUGGUGUUAAUUUUGGGGAAAAUCGAAUCAGUGAGUAAUUUUAUGGGAACAAGCAGCGAUCGUGGAGGUUUUAUUCGACCGCGUGUAUGCGAGUCCCCCACCCGGCGGCCGAGUAGCGUCAUCCAUCAUGGUCGGUGACGUCAGGCCUCAGCAUUGGUAGAGUGGCGUCACGUGGUUAGUUAAUUGGGUGCCGAGGGCGGGGCUCACGCGUGGUAGGGGGAAAUAAAAAAGAGCCUCUAUGCAAUAACCUAGUGCGUAGUAAACCCCCCACCGAAUAACUCUCGGCACGCUGCGAUCUAGAGCUUUUGGCGAGAAGUGAGGAAAAAUUAAUGAUCAUGAGCUCGUUUUUGAUGAACCCGGGAGCGUACCAGCAGCCGCAGCACAUCGCCGGCGUGGUCGUGGACCCCAAGUUCCCUCCGAGCGAAGAGUACAGCCAGAGCAGCUACAUCCCGUCUCCCUCGGGCGAUUUCUUCGGCAACCACCACAUUUCCCAGCAGCAGCACCACCUCCAGUACGGUUACCACAACCACCACCAGACGUACGGGUCCUCGAACGUGCCGCCGCUGAGCAACGGCGGUUACGGGACCUAUGGUAACUACUACCACCCCCAGAUACACUCGCACCAUGGGCCACCCAUACAUCAUCAAAUCCGGCCGCCCAUCCUGCACGAGUCGCAGCAGUCGCUGGUGCCCUGCGGGAAUUUACAAAACUCACAAUCGCCGGUUACAAGUUCCUCGAAUAUCCUCCAAAAUUUAGCAGACAUUACGCCCAAUGUUACUCAAAGUAGUGAUGUGAACUCUAGUGUGUGUAGUCCCGCGAGUGUGGGACACCAAGAGAGAGCCUCACCCUCUGGACAGCAUUUGCAGGAAUUGGGGUUGAGGCUAGAGGACAAUGGCUCUGAUGAGCCGGACGACGGGGACGACGGACAAGGAAGUUCGACGAAUAACGACGAAGACGACGACGACGAGGAAACGGGGGAUAGGCAGAUUUAUCCGUGGAUGCGGAAGGUGCACGUUGCUGGAGCCUUUUCGAAUUCGAAAGAAUUAUCAUCAAAUUGCACAAAUGGCAGCUUCGCACCCGGUAUGGAACCCAAACGUCAACGCACCGCCUACACCCGCCACCAAAUCCUCGAACUCGAGAAGGAAUUCCACUACAACCGCUACUUAACCCGGCGAAGACGCAUCGAAAUCGCGCACACAUUAGUCCUCACCGAGCGCCAAAUCAAAAUCUGGUUCCAGAACCGGCGGAUGAAGUGGAAGAAGGAUAACAAAUUGCCCAACACGAAGAACGUGCGGAGAAAAACCAACCCCGCCGGCGUGACGACGACGACCGCGGCCAAAGGGGGCAAAGUUCGGGCCAAAACACAGAACGCCACUUCGGCCAAUAACAAUGACAAACGGAAAAACAGCAACCCCGGCCGAGAAAUGGAGGGGCUGAGGGAGAACAUGCUGGACAUGUCCCUGGCGGCGGGCCACCAGAUCUCGUCGCACUCGCACGCGCACCCCAUGCCCACGGGCCUGCACCAUGCGGGGAUGAUGCACGGGGACCCGAUGCACGUGGGGGGGAUGGGGCAGGCGCUCGCCCCCCUGGCGCCGUCCCCCGGCUGCGGACCGGCCCAGAAUGCCGCGCCGCCGGCCAUCAAGUCGGACUACGAUCUCACGGCGCUGUAAUUUGUGAGUGAAGCUCAAGGGUAGAAAUCGAAGGUGGGGGUGAGCUGGUUUUGAGCGCGGUUCUAAAGCUGGGUGCGGGGAUGUUUGAACUUAAGCAAGGGAUGGUUCGUUUACAUUUAUUUUCAAAAAUUUUUCUGGGGUUUGUUUUUCCUUGUUAAAAUAGACUGAAGCACCGAGGAAUGGAAAGAAAGCACUAUAAUGGUCAACCGCGACAGGUUUAGUUUGCUUAGUGUCAGUUUUUUUGUUCCAUAAUUAAAACAAACUGUGCCUUGGGUUAACAGCAAUUAAGUGCAAUUUUAUUUUUAGAGAAAAGCUGUAUCUUCAGCUCAUACUUUUAUACUUCCAUUUACCCUAACAAAUACGUACUAUUUUUACUAGAACCAUACCUUGGAAAACAGGAGUCAUAAAGAGUUUUUUAAUUUAUAAAAAAUAUGUUCUUAAGUUUCAGUCACGUUGGUAGCUACCGAGAGACUUGUUAAAUAUAUGUACUUCCGGUUAUGUCAAAGGGAAAUAAAAAAAUUAUCCAGCAUCUUAUGAACACAGUAUGACUGUGGUGUUGAAACUAUCAUUUUAGUUUACUGACACUUGAAAAAAUGAAAUACUAAUAGAUGCAGGGUGAGUCAAUAAGCGCGAUCUUCUUGAUAUUUCAUUGGUUACUAGACAUAUAAAAAAAUCAAGAGUUGUACGGAUUUUUGUGCAGUAUAAUCUAAAAUUCUUGUUAUUACACAAAGCGUUUUGUUUUUGGGGCGUUACAUACAAGUUAGUUCUUUUAAAUAGAACGGCCACAUAUACAGAGUGAAGCAGCUAAAAGGAAACACCUAGAAUAACUUUUUUAUUUAUUGGCCAAAAGUAAUGAUACUGAAUUUGCAAAUGCUAUAAUAGCUCCCGUGCAUACGUUAAUUCACUGCUUAGAAAAAACAACAGAAAAAGUAUA